Messenger RNA from Fusarium vanettenii 77-13-4, 381 nucleotides. RefSeq lists its product as uncharacterized. The record is from RefSeq and is a predicted model, not a curated record. Bases 1 to 381 code for a protein of 126 amino acids. The transcript has 2 exons. Lineage: Eukaryota; Fungi; Ascomycota; Sordariomycetes; Hypocreales; Nectriaceae.
AUGUCAGACUCGUCCACCUUUAUUGUAGUCUACUUUUCCGCAGAGUGGCUACAGAAGCUCAGCGACAGAUAUCGAAAGACGACCGAGCAAGCGCAGUUACCAGGUAACCAGCUUACAACGCUGCAGACGGCAGCUUGGGAACUGACCAACCAAUAUCUCCGUAACUGGAUUUCGGCUCCAAACGAGGCCUCUGGCCAUCUUGCACACGUCCUCCAAGCCCACGCCGAGCCCGAACAGCAGGCAAUCCUCCGCGGCCUGAUCUUCCAGAAACCGACUCUUGCUCAGACUUACCACCAGGCACAAACUCUCCUCCCCCGCUUCGAUCGGGCGGUCGCCCGUCGUGGACGAAUCGAGAAGAAGAAGACUAAGGAUAUCUUCUAG